AUGUUCAGCUUUGGCGGUAAUGUUGGUGAUCAAGAAGAAGCGGGAGGUAGUACAACAACUCGAAAAGAUACAAAGUGUGUUUCACCGGAUGGACCACCUGAGAUUUAUAAGGUCGGUAUCAAAGUGCCUCCGUUUUACCCAGACGAUCCCGAAAUUUGGUUUGCUCAGUUAGAAGGCCAAUUUGCUUUAGCUAAUAUAACCAGUGAUAUGACUAAAUUCUACUACGUCAUUGGUCACAUUGAGCAUCAAUACGCGAAAGAAAUAAAGGACAUAAUAGUGAACCCUCCAGCGGCCCAAAAGUAUGACAAGCUUAAAUCUGAGUUAAUUAAUAGAUUGUCCGCAUCGAAAGCGUCUAAAAUUAAACAGUUGCUGCGCCACGAGGAACUUGGUGACCGAAAACCCUCGCAAUUUUUCCGGCACCUUAGGGAUCUAGCCGGUGCCGAAUUUCCUGACGAGUAUUUACAUACGAUAUGGAUCAGUAGACUACCAGUAAACGUCCAAACAGUUCUUGCCGCGCAGAGAUCGGCUACAUUAGAAGAACAGGCCGAACUAGCAGACAGGAUUAUGGAUAUAGCUUCUUCAACGCCCAACGUUCAUGCUAGUGUAAGUCCAUCACCUGUUGACGACGACCGGCGAAAGGAAGUAUCGGAGCUGCGAAGGCAAAUUGAGAUGCUGACAUCCAAGUUCAGCAAUAGAUCUCGCCAGAGUGCCAGACAACCACAACGAGGGCGCUCACGAAGCCGUUCUCAGUCAAGCUACCGCAAAUACCCGGUUUGUUUCUACCACUCCAAAUACGGUAACCAAGCCAAUAAGUGCGUUCGACCUUGCGACUUCAAAACCUCGGAAAACAAGAAGGGCAGUCGCUAA
Pararge aegeria (speckled wood butterfly) is the source of this 867-nucleotide messenger RNA. RefSeq lists its product as uncharacterized. The transcript has a single exon. The record is from RefSeq and is a predicted model, not a curated record. Bases 1 to 867 code for a protein of 288 amino acids. Lineage: Eukaryota; Metazoa; Arthropoda; Insecta; Lepidoptera; Nymphalidae.